Tachyglossus aculeatus (Australian echidna) is the source of this 1182-nucleotide messenger RNA. It is a transcript of the gene NMUR2, whose product is annotated as neuromedin U receptor 2. Gene Ontology annotation, biological process: G protein-coupled receptor signaling pathway. The record is from RefSeq and is a predicted model, not a curated record. The transcript is spliced from 4 exons. Gene Ontology annotation, cellular component: plasma membrane. NCBI's taxonomy places the organism in Eukaryota, Metazoa, Chordata, Mammalia, Monotremata, Tachyglossidae. Gene Ontology annotation, molecular function: neuromedin U receptor activity. Bases 1 to 1182 code for a protein of 393 amino acids.
AUGGAGGGGAAUACCUCUGGGAGCAGCCAGCCCAGCUCAGAUGAACACUUGAGCAGAUACCUGAACAGCACCGAGGAAUACCUAGCCUUCGUUUGCGGCCCGAGACGCAGUCACCUGUUUCUGCCCAUGACUCUGGUGUAUAUGAUCAUCUUUGUGGUUGGGGUGGUGGGCAACCUCCUGGUCUGCCUGGUGAUUCUGAAAUACAGGACGAUGAAGACCCCCACCAAUUACUACCUCUUCAGCCUGGCUCUUUCAGAUCUCCUGGUCCUGCUCUUUGGGAUGCCCCUCGAGAUCUAUGAGAUGUGGAACAACUACCCCUUCCUCUUCGGUCCCGUGGGCUGCUACUUCAAGACGGCCCUAUUUGAAACGGUGUGCUUCGCUUCCAUCCUCAGCGUCACCACGGUCAGCGUCGAGAGGUACAUCGCUAUCAUCCACCCAUUCCGGGCCAAGCUGGAGAGCACCAGGAGGCGUGCGCUCAAGAUUCUCAUUGUCCUCUGGAUCUUUUCCAUCCUCUUCUCACUCCCCAACACCGGCAUUCAUGGCAUCCAGCUCCAUUACUUCCCUAAUGGUACCCAGGUCCCGGGCUCAGCUACCUGCACUGUGGUGAAACCCAUGUGGAUCUACAACUUUAUCAUCCAGGUGACUUCGUUUGUCUUCUACAUCCUCCCCAUGAGUGUCAUAAGUGUGCUCUACUACUUGAUGGGGACCAGUCUUAGAGGUGACAAAUCUCUCGAAGCUGAUGAUAUGGCUAUGAAUGUACAGAGGCCAUCCAGGAAGUCAGUCACCAAGAUGCUCUUUGUCUUGGUUCUAGUAUUCGCUAUCUGCUGGGCUCCAUUCCACAUAGAUCGUCUCUUCUUCAGCUUCGUGGAGGAAUGGACAGAGUCUCUGGCUACUGUGUUUAACCUUAUUCAUGUGGUGUCAGGUGUGUUCUUUUAUCUGAGUUCAGCUGUGAAUCCCAUCAUCUACAACUUACUAUCUCGACGUUUCAGGCUGGCUUUCUUGAACAUGCUCUCCCCCUCGUGCAAAAACUGGCCUUCUGGGCAUCUCCCUAGUAGGCACCCUGCCCAGCCAGACCGCUUCGCACCAAGAGACCGCAAUCUAGUGGACUCACCUGAAGAUGCCAGUCCCUGCUUCCCCCAUCGUUCCUCUGUCUGCAGUUCUCACCUUUCUACCAUCCUUUGA